Messenger RNA from Ilex paraguariensis (yerba mate), 2073 nucleotides. The record is from the annotation of a GenBank genome assembly. Lineage: Eukaryota; Viridiplantae; Streptophyta; Magnoliopsida; Aquifoliales; Aquifoliaceae.
AUGGCAAUUGCCAAGAGCCUUCUAGGCCUGCCAAUGUGGAAACUCCAGCUAACUGCUUACUCUUACUUCAUCUGGGCUAUUGCCUCUGCACUUGGACAGAACUCGCUAAGCUGUGACUCUACCUUUCCAGAUGCUUCAGGCUACCGUUGUAAUGGCAGUGGAUCACAUGAUCAGUGCAGAACAUACGCUCUGAUUCGCGCUAAUUCAUUCUACUCCUCUCUUUUCAAUCUGAGUUUUUACCUUGGGAUCAAUCAGUCUGAGCUUGCAGAUGCAAAUGGCUUUCCUGCUGAUAUGGAGUUUCUUCCCAAAGACCACCCUUUGUUGAUCCCAAUCCAUUGCAAAUGCAAUGAUGGUUUGUUUGAGGCAGUAGUGACCAAAACUACCAUCAAAGGUGAGAGCUUUUAUGGCAUAGCUGAGUCCCUGGAGGGCUUGACAACUUGCAAAGCCAUCAGAGAGAAAAACCCGGGUGUAUCACCAUGGGAGCUUGGAGAAAAACUUCAACUAUUGAUCCCACUGAGAUGUGCUUGUCCAUCUUCAUUGGGACGUGCUCAACAACUUAAGCUUUUGCUGUCUUACCCAAUAAGUCAAGGUGAUACAAUUUUUAACUUGGCCUUAAAGUUCAAUACUUCUGCAGAAGCUGUUAUCUCUGUGAAUAGCAACAGAUCAGAAGCAACUUUCAAGCCAGAAAGCCUGGUGCCCCUAUCAACUCUUCUGAUUCCACUCAAUGGUAUGCCUAAUAUUGGUUCACUAGCCAAACCCGAUUUGGGUUAUCCAGCAACUAGCAUCCCAGUUGUUAAUUUACACAGGAAGAAGUCUAAAAAGUGGAAAAUUGGUCUUUAUAUUGCUCUCAGUGGGAUUGCAUUCGGGGCAAUCAUCGCUGUUACAGCAGCCUUCUUGGUGAUUCAACGGAGGAGGAGGAAGAAGCAAAAUUCCUGCAAAAUGGUAGAUAUGGAGCUACAACAGGUUAGUUUAAGUAUUAGAUCCAGUAGCAAGAAGAAAGUUUCUUUUGAGACAUCCCAAAAUCUUCUUGAGCUUCAGAUUCUCAAUACAACACCACGUAAGGUGGUGGUGGAGAUUUACUCUAUCAAAGAACUGAGAAAAGCAACUGAGGACUUCAAUUCGGGUAAUCUUAUUGAGGAUUCGAUAUUUUAUGGUCGCCUCAAUGGAAAGAACUUGGCGAUAAAGAAAACACAGAGAGAGACAGUCUCAAAAGUUGAGUUCGAGCUUUUCCAAGAUCCAAUUCACCAUCACCCCAACAUCAUUAGGCUCUUGGGGACUUGUGUGACCGAGGGUCCUGAUUCCUUCUUGGUUUUUGAAUAUGCCAAGAACGGGUCCUUGAAGGACUGGCUUCAUGGUGGAUUGGCAAUGAAAAGCCAAUUCAUUGCCUCCUGCUAUUGUUUCUUGACAUGGAACCAGAGGCUAAAGAUCUGUCUUGAUGUGGCCACGGGCUUACAAUAUAUGCACCACAUAAUGAAUCCUAGAUACGUGCAUAGAAACAUUAAAAGUCGAAACAUCUUCCUCGAUGAAGAAUUCAAUGCCAAGAUUGGGAAUUUCGGCAUGGCAAGUUGUGUCGAUGAUGAUUCUGAGGAUCAAAAACCUUAUUCGAGCCAUAUUCCAUCUUGGAGUAAAGGGUACUUGGCACCUGAAUGCUAUCUUCACAAGAAUUUAAUCACACCGAGCAUCGAUAUUUUUGCUUAUGGGGUGGUUCUGCUGGAGAUUCUAUCAGGGCAAACGCCCAUAACCGGGGCAAACGAGAGGGAAGAAGGGAGUGUUUGGCUGUCAGAGAAGAUCAAAAUCAUAUUACAGUCUGAUAAUGCAGAUGAGCUGAGGGAAUGGAUGGACAGUGCAUUGGGUGAGAAUUAUUCAUUUGAAGCAGCUGUGACAUUGGCCAAUCUUGCAAGAGCUUGUGUGGAGGACAACCCAUCUUUGAGACCAAACGCUGGAGAAAUUGUCGACAAGUUACUGAGAUUGGUGGAUGAAUUACCAGAAGAAGGAGAGCAAUUCUCAAUUUGUGAAAGCUCUUGCAAACCUCUUGUCAAGGCAGUCGCAAACAAUAUGGGAAUACCAAUCUGA